Molecule: messenger RNA, 3555 nt
Organism: Hyaloperonospora brassicae
Lineage: Eukaryota; Oomycota; Peronosporomycetes; Peronosporales; Peronosporaceae
Source: the annotation of a GenBank genome assembly
AUGUUCCGCUCGCUCGUGAGUCGCCGCGCGCGCGUCGCGGCCCCUCCUGUGCUGCGCACGAGCCGCCACGCGAGCACAAUCAAGAAGCUCAUGGCCGCGAACCGCGGGGAGAUCGCCACGCGGAUCAUGCGCGCGGGCAACGAGUUGGGCAUCCGCACGGUGGGGAUCUUCUCGCAAGAAGAUCGGUUCACGCAGCACCGGUACAAGGCCGACGAGAGCUUCCUCGUGGGCCACGGCAAGACGCCCGUGGGCGCCUACCUCGACAUUGACAGCAUCAUUGCCAUUGCCAAAGAGAACGGCAUUGAAGCGAUCCAUCCCGGCUACGGCUUUCUCAGUGAAAACGUCGGCUUUGCCCAAGAGUGUGCGCGCAACGGCAUCAAAUUUGUCGGCCCGACGCCCGAGAACCUCCAGCGCUUUGGCGACAAGACGGCGGCGCGGGAGAUUGCCAAGGAGCAACACGUGCCGGUCGUGCCGGGCACGGAUGGACCGGUGCGCUCGCUCGAGCAGGCGCGGGCGUUCAUUGACUCGGGCGUGGGCUACCCCGUGAUCAUCAAGGCCAGUAUGGGAGGAGGCGGACGCGGCAUGCGCGUCGUCACGUCGGCAGAAGAGCUGGAAGAGAACUUUGAGCGCGCGAGCUCGGAGGCAUUGGCAGCGUUUGGCGAUGGCACGGUCUUUAUCGAGCGCUACGUAGACCGGCCACGUCAUAUUGAGGUGCAGAUCUUGGGGGACGGAGAGGGCAAUGUCGUGCACUUGUUCCACCGUGACUGCAGCGUGCAGCGUCGUCAUCAGAAGGUACUGGAGACUGCGCCGGCGAUUGGACUGGACCCAGAGACGGAGAAGGCGAUGAUUGACGACGCCGUGCGUCUGACGAGUGCGGCCAAGUACUUGAAUGCAGGAACGGUUGAGUUUCUCGUCGACCAGCAGGGUCGCCACUACUUUAUUGAAGUGAACCCUCGCAUCCAGGUCGAACACACGAUCACUGAGGAGAUCACGGGCAUUGACUUGGUGCAGAGCCAGAUUCGUAUCGCCGGUGGCGAGACGUUCAAAGACUUGGGGCUGAGUCAAGACAAGAUUAAACCGCGCGGCCAUGCAAUGCAGUGCCGUGUGACGACUGAGAACCCCAGCACCGGAUUUCAGCCUGACUCGGGGGUCAUUGAAGUGUUUCGUAGCCCUGGCGGUAUGGGCAUCCGCCUCGACGACGGCCCUGGAUUCGUUGGCGCACACAUUACUCCUCACUACGACUCCCUGCUGGUCAAGGUGACUGCACGUGCGCUGGACCGCGGCGACUGUGCGCAGAAGCUGAAGCGCGCGCUGUCUGAGUUCCGUGUCCGCGGUGUGACCACGAACAAGAGCUUCCUUACCAACGUGCUGAACCACCCGGACUUUAUCAAGGGCGUGAUCGACACGAGCUUCAUUGCUGAGAACCCAGACUUGCUGCUGCCGUCAAAGUCAACGAACCGUGGCCAGAAGAUGCUCAAGUACAUUGGCAACACGAUCGUGAACGGUCCGGAGAAGGCCCUGGGUGCCACUGGCCCUGCUCCGUCCAAGGUCGACCCGCUCAUUCCGACGCUGUCUGCCCCGCCUGCAUCAACAGAGAAGUCGCUGCGCCAGAUCUACGUCGAGCAGGGAGCGGAGGCGUUCGCCAAAGCUGUGCGUGCCAAAAAGGGUCUACUGCUGACCGACACGACGUGGCGUGAUGCCCAUCAGUCGCUGCUUGCGACGCGAAUGCGUACGCGCGACAUGCUGGCGAUUGCUCCUGCUACUUCCGUUGCAAUGCGCGACGCUUUCUCGCUCGAGAUGUGGGGUGGCGCGACAUUUGAUGUGUCCAUGCGCUUCUUGCGUGAAGACCCCUGGGACCGUCUCGCGCUGCUACGCGAGGCCGUGCCCGACAUUCCGUUUCAGAUGCUGCUUCGCGGCGCCAAUGCUGUGGGGUAUACGAGCUACCCGGACAACGUCGUGUACAAGUUCUGUGAGAAGGCCCAGGCUACUGGCAUGGACGUGUUCCGCGUGUUCGACUCCCUCAACUACCUGGAGAACAUGAAACUCGGCAUUGACGCUGUCGGUGCUGCUGGUGGUAUCAUUGAGGCUGCGAUGUGCUACACUGGCGACGUGUCCGACCCGACGCGCGGUCCGUACAAUCUCGAGUACUACUUGGACUUUGUGCGUCAGCUGGUGGCUCAAGGUAUCCACGUGCUGGCCAUCAAGGACAUGGCGGGUCUACUCAAGCCCCAAGCUGCUCGGAUCCUGAUUUCUGCCAUCCGCAAAGAGUUCCCGGACCUGCCGAUCCACGUGCACACACACGACACUGCCGGCACGGGCGUGAGCUCAAUGCUUGAAGCUGCUUAUGCUGGUGCAGACGCCGUUGACGUGGCGUCCGACGCAAUGUCGGGCACGACGUCGCAGCCAUCGAUGGGUGCAGUGGUUGCAGCGCUGAAAGGCUCCGAGUACGACACAGGUGUGAACGCCGAAGACAUUAUGGAAAUCAACGACUACUGGGAGACGUUGCGCGGAGUGUACGGUCCGUUCGAGUCUGGCCAGAAGUCGGGAUCGGCCGACGUGUACAACCACGAGAUGCCCGGCGGUCAGUACACGAACCUGCUGUUCCAAUCGACGCAGCUGGGGCUUGCGGGUCAGUGGCCGGCCAUCAAGCGCGCGUACGCUGCUGCCAACCGCCUCUUGGGCGACAUUAUCAAGGUCACGCCUUCGUCCAAGGUCGUGGGCGACUUUGCGCAGUUUAUUGUGCAGAACAAGCUCACGGAGGACGAAGUCGUGGACCAGGCCGAGACGCUGUCGUUCCCCAAGUCAGUGGUGGAGUACUUUCAGGGGUACUUGGGCAUCCCGCACCACGGCUUCCCGGAACCGCUGCGUUCGCGUGUGCUGAAGGGCAAACUGCUGCCAGACGGGCAAGAGACGUUCAAGGGCCGUCCGGGUGCCGAGAUGAAGCCAUACGACUUUGAGGCCGCGGAGAAGGAGCUCAAGCACAAGUAUGGCGAGGACAAGAUCCGCGACGUCGAUGUGAUCUCGCAUGCCAUCUACCCGGACGUGUUUGCCAACUUUAUGGAGUUCAAGGACGAGUACGGGUCGUUGCACUUUCUGGACACGCGCACGUUCCUCACGGGCUUGGAAGUGGACACGGAGGUCGAGAUUGAGAUGGAGCACGGCAAGACUGUGUUUAUCAAGCUCAUUGCAGUGGGCGGCGUGAGCAAGAAGGAUGGCCAGCGCGACGUCAUCUUUGAGCUCAACGGUCGACAGCGCGUGAUCAAGGUCAAGGACGAAUCUGCAGGGCUAACCACGGCGGCCAAGCCAAAGGCGACGGCGAUGGCGGGGUCUGUUGGUGCCCCGAUGCCCGGUGUCGUGCUUGACGUGCGAGUGAAGAAGGGGGAGAACGUGAAGGCUGGCGACGCUCUGCUCGUGCUGAGUGCCAUGAAGAUGGAGACUGUUGUGGCUGCUCCAGUGAGCGGUCGGGUCGUGUCGAUCCACGCCGGCGUUGGGGACAACAUGCUCGGCGGGGACCUCCUCGUGGAAAUCGACGAGACUGGCGACGACGAAGACUGA